Manis pentadactyla (Chinese pangolin) is the source of this 5244-nucleotide messenger RNA. RefSeq names its product tetratricopeptide repeat domain 17 (gene TTC17). Gene Ontology annotation, biological process: cilium organization; actin filament polymerization. Bases 207 to 3629 code for a protein of 1140 amino acids. The record is from RefSeq and is a predicted model, not a curated record. Gene Ontology annotation, cellular component: cytoplasm; actin cytoskeleton. The transcript has 25 exons. Gene Ontology annotation, molecular function: protein binding. Lineage: Eukaryota; Metazoa; Chordata; Mammalia; Pholidota; Manidae.
UGAACAUCCAUAUAUGUUGGAAGACCUAGAUCCAUAACGGGAUUCAAAUGGGGCAUCAGUCAGAGCAAGUAAGUGGACACUCCUCCAGGCAGCCUCCUCACAAUCAAAAUAGGAGUUGCUUCUGGCAGUAACAAGUGUCCAGUACUUGGCAUGGCAGCUGAGGGAAUUGUUCCUUUCCACAGUCCCUGCCUCAGGUGGAUUCACCAAUGAACUUGAAGCAUCCCCAUGACUUAGUCAUAUUAAUGAGACAAGAAACAACAGUUAACUACCUCAGAGAACUAGAGAAACAAUUAGUUGCUCAAAAAAUUCACAUAGAAGAGAAUGAGGACAGAGAUACAGGACUGGAACAGAGACAUAAUAAAGAGGACCCCGAUUGCAUCAAAGCCAAGGUUCCGUUAGGGGACCUGGAUCUGUAUGAUGGCACAUACAUAACUUUGGAAAGCAAAGACAUCAGCCCUGAAGAUUAUAUAGACACAGAAUCUCCUGUCCCUCCAGACCCUGAGCAACCUGAUUGUACUAAAAUUCUAGAACUUCCAUAUAGUAUACAUGCUUUUCAGCACUUGCGAGGUGUACAAGAAAGGAUUAAUCUUUCUGCACCUUUAUUACCUAAAGAAGAUCCAGUCUUCACAUAUUUAUCUAAACGAUUAGGAAGGAGUAUAGAUGACAUAGGUCACCUCAUUCAUGAAGGCCUACGGAAGAACUCUUCCUCAUGGGUACUGUAUAACAUGGCUUCAUUUUACUGGAGAAUAAAGAAUGAGCCAUAUCAGGUAGUGGAAUGUGCCAUGCGAGCACUUCACUUCUCUUCCAGGCGCAAUAAAGACAUUGCCCUGGUCAACCUGGCAAACAUUCUGCACAGGGCGCACUUCUCUGCUGACGCUGCUGUCGUAGUCCAUGCGGCUCUGGAUGACAGUGACUUCUUCACCAGCUAUUACACUUUGGGAAAUAUAUACGCAAUGCUUGGGGAAUAUAACCACUCAGUACUCUGUUAUGACCAUGCUUUGCAGGCCAAACCUGGGUUUGAACAAGCUAUAAAAAGGAAGCAUGCUGUCCUGUGUCAGCAAAAACUUGAGCAGAAACUGGAAGCUCAACAUAGAUCCCUCCAGCGAACACUGAAUGAGUUGAAAGAGUAUCAAAAGCAGCAUGACCACUACCUAAGACAGCAGGAAAUCCUAGAAAAACAUAAGCUGAUACAGGAGGAGCAAAUCUUAAGAAAUAUCAUUCAUGAGACACAGAUGGCAAAAGAGGCACAAUUAGGAAAUCAUCAGAUAUGCCGUCUUGUCAACCAGCAGCAUAGUUUACAUUGCCAGUGGGACCAACCUGUGCGCUACCAUCGUGGAGAUAUCUUUGAAAAUGUGGACUAUGUUCAGUUUGGUGAGGAUUCAUCAACUUCCAGUAUGAUGUCUGUGAACUUUGAUGUUCAGGCAAAUCAAAGUGACAUCAGUGAUUUGGUCAAGUCUUCUCCUGUAGCCCGUUCCAUUCUCUGGAUCUGGGGCAGUGAUUCUAAUGCAUAUAGGGACAAACAGCACAUUCUGUGGCCUAAAAGAGCAGACUGUGUAGAAAGCUAUCCAAGAGUCCCUAUUGGCGGGGAAUUGCCAACAUAUUUUCUGCCUCCAGAAAACAAAGGACUCAGGAUCCACGAGCUCAACAGUGAUGAUUAUUCUUCAGAGGAAGAGGCCCAAACCCCUGACUGUUCCAUAACUGACUUCAGAAAAAGCCAGACUCUGUCCUACUUAGUCAAAGAAUUAGAGGUCCGCAUGGAUCUGAAAGCCAAAAUGCCAGAUGACCAUGCACGAAAAAUUUUGCUUUCCCGUAUUAAUAACUAUACUAUCCCAGAAGAAGAAAUUGGUUCUUUCUUAUUUCAUGCUAUUAAUAAGCCAAAUGCUCCUGUCUGGCUGAUACUCAAUGAAGCCGGACUCUACUGGAGAGCAGUAGGAAAUAGCACUUUCGCUCUUGCUUGUCUUCAGAGGGCUUUGAAUUUGGCUCCACUUCAAUAUCAGGACAUUCCUCUUGUGAACUUGGCCAACCUUUUGAUUCACUAUGGCCUUCAUCUUGAUGCCACUAAGCUGCUACUUCAGGCUUUGACCAUCAAUAGCUCUGAGCCUCUGACCUUUUUGAGCCUGGGAAAUGCUUACCUUGCCCUGAAGAAUAUCAGUGGGGCACUUGAGGCCUUCAGACAAGCUUUGAAAUUAACUACCAAAUGCCCAGAGUGUGAAAACAGCCUGAAGUUGAUUCGCUGUAUGCAGUUUUAUCCUUUUCUGUACAACAUCACCUCUUCUGUUUGCAGUGGUAAUUGUCAUGAGAAAACCCUGGACAACAACCAUGACAAACAGAAAUACUUUGACAACUCAGAGUCACUGGAUGCUGCUGAAGAAGAGCCCUCUGUGGCAGGAACAGAGGAGGACCCUGUACUCUCUGUUGAGAAUUCAGGGAGGGACUCACAUGCUCUUAGACUUGAAAGCACUGUGGUUGAGGAAAGCAAUGGUUCUGAUGAGAUGGAAAAUUCAGAUGAAACUAAAGUGUCAGAAGAGAUACUGGCUUUGGUGGAUGAAUUUCAACAGGCAUGGCCUCUGGAAGGUUUUGGGGGAGCUCUAGAGAUGAAAGGGCGGCGUCUGGACUUGCAGGGGAUACGGGUACUGAAGAAGGGGCCCCAGGAUGGAGUGGCCAGAAGCUCUUGCUAUGGAGACUGCCGAAGUGAAGAUGACGAAGCAACAGAAUGGAUCACAUUCCAGGUCAAACGUGUAAAGAAACCCAAAGAUCAGAAGAAAACUCCUGCGAAAAAGGUGGAAUCAAAUCAAGCAGAAAAUAUGCAUCGUAAUCAAGGAAACCUAGAGAUCACUGGCCCGAAGGUGGCAUCUCCCGGACCACAAGGAAAAAAGCGUGACUACCAGAGUCUGGGAUGGCCCAGCCCAGAUGAGUGCGUGAAACUCCGCUGGGUAGAGCUGACUGCCAUCGUGAGUACCUGGCUUGCUGUUUCCUCAAAAAACAUUGACAUCACAGAACACAUAGACUUUGCCACACCAAUACAGCAGCCAGCAAUGGAGCCUCUUUGCAACGGCAAUCUCCCCACGAGUAUGCACACCCUAGACCACUUGCAUGGGGUUUCCAACCGAGCCAGCCUACACUACACGGGUGAGAGUCAGUUAACAGAGGUAUUGCAAAAUCUUGGCAAAGACCAAUAUCCACAACAGUCACUUGAACAAAUUGGCACCCGAAUUGCCAAAGUUUUGGAAAAAAACCAGACAUCCUGGGUCCUUUCCAGCAUGGCUGCCCUCUACUGGAGAGUGAAAGGCCAAGGAAAGAAAGCAAUUGACUGCUUACGCCAAGCCCUCCACUAUGCUCCACACCAAAUGAAGGACGUGCCCCUGAUUAGCCUGGCCAACAUCUUGCACAAUGCCAAGCUCUGGAACGAUGCCGUCAUAGUAGCCACCAUGGCAGUAGAGAUUGCACCACACUUUGCUGUGAACCACUUCACGCUGGGCAACGUCUACGUGGCAAUGGAGGAGUUUGAAAAAGCAUUGGUGUGGUAUGAGUCAACCCUGAAGCUGCAGCCCGAGUUCAUCCCAGCCAAGACCCGAAUCCAGACCAUCCAGUGUCACUUGAUGCUGAAGAAGUCCCGGCGCUCUCCGUAGUGCCCUCCUCCUCUCUCCCUCUCUCUCUCUCUCUCUCUCAUGCUCUUAUAAAGAAUAAGAAAAAGAAACAGUCAUUGUCAGUACCUACUCUUAAUGAUGUGUGUGAAAAUAACUGAGUAAGACUUAACAGCAGGACUUUUUGUGGGAAUUGGUUUGGUCUUGUUUUUAAGUUUCUUCUUUCCCCCAGCCAACCUCAGAAACACAAAUUUCUUAAAAGGAAAAUGCAGCUUAAAAAUACUGUGUAAAUACUGAGCCAAGACAUUUCUGGAGCUGUGCUCUGUCUCCAAAACCUCAAUGCCUCUAGGGCUUUUCUCAGUGGUCCAGCCAGCCGCCUGGCACACUCUGCUUCUGCCGUAGUCUCUGCUGUCAGUGGAAAAGCAAAAGCCCAUCUGGCGCCGGUCAGUGAGAGGCAGUGUUGUGCUUUCUCCCUGAGACCCCCAUGCUGUCCCUAGUCUUGUCACUUCUGUGCUGCUGUGUUACCAACUCAGAGGUAGUUUGCAGGGGAGGAAGGGGAAAAUGAUUUUUAAAACAAAAUAUUCACAACAAGAAAAACUUAGGAUCACCUGACCUUUGUAAUGUUAUUUAUGUGGGGAGGGAGGGGGGCUGAGGAGGGGACUCAGCAGUGUAUAACAUCGAUAUCGUUUGUACUUUAAUUACAAAUCACAAGGAAACCAAUUAAGUUGAAAUCCUAUAUAACAGGUUUAUAUAUAGAGAAUAUGUAUAUUUGAAGCCCUUUACAGACUGGGUCUGUGUUUUACUAAUUCUUUGUUCACUGUGUUACCCAUUUUGGAAUAAGGUGUGAAUGUCAGCUCCCUCUCUCUGGGGCCUUCAAACUUAGCUCUUCAGGAGAGAGUGGUGAGCCAAGAUUGAGUGUUUCCGUGCAAUGCUUUUACCUCUGGUCCCAGGAGAAUCAGAAACUCCAGACAUUUGGAAUCUUAAAGGGCACAUACUGAAAACAAAAAUAAAAGUUGUUUAUGAGCAAAAUAGGUCUGUAGUGCGGUUUUUCUAUAGACUCAGGCUAAUUUGGACAGCGCUGAAGCUUAACUAACCCUGGAUCUGAUCUUCUCAAGUCCUAGAUUCUCUAUUUCUUCCCGCAGCAGCAAGGUGAGGGGGAAAAUAAUCCAUCACUAGGUUUUAGAGUUGAUGAACUUAAUAGUAUGAUAUCUUUGGCCAAAAGGAUGCACAGAGUGUUGAGAGUUGGAUAUGUAACUCACCUUCCCAGAAAAGGAGGAAUAAUCACAAGCUCAUGGCCCCUGAGGUGAGCACUAAUCUAAAGUUCAUCCAAGUAAGUUUCAUGGGGAGCCUUGGUGAGAGGAAUACAGGGCACUCCCUUCGGGACAGGGCUCCACGGAGCACAGCACUUCUGUAGACUUUCCUAGGCUGUUGUCAGACAGCAGUUAUUUCAAAUACUGGGUCACUGGCCUUUGAGCAUUUGGGUCCAUCACAGACUGUCAUUACUCAGAAGCGGGUUAGCCCUCAGACAUUCCUGGGAACUCUCUCUGUCCUUUAUGCAGGUAGUGUCCAGCUAAUUCCAAACAAUUGUGUCAGAUGUAUUUUGAGAGCAAGCUUAUUUGUGGCUAAGUAAAGUAAACUUUUUUCACUGGGCAGAUCCUUA